AUGGCUGAUACUCAAACUGGUACCUACGGCCACGCAGGUACACCUUAUGAGGAUGGGAGAAGUAAUGACAGCACUAGAUUAACUAUAGAAAAAAGUCGUCAGGAGGAACGAAAUACAGAUGGGACUUUGCUUUAUGACUGGGACGGCGAGAAUGAUCCAAGAAAUCCAUUCAAUUGGUCUAAAUUACUCAAGUGGAGGCUAACUGUAGCUGUCCUUAUUGUGUCCAUUCUUUUCGGCCUCCCAGCGGGUGCAUACGGUGCGGGAAACGAUGAGAUGAGUGCUCUAUUCAACGUCAGCAACUCCGGCUUUCCCUACUUAUUCUUCGCUACAACUUCCUGGAAUAUUGGGGCUGCAAUAAUUCCCUUAUUAUUUAUACCGUUGACGGAAACUUCAGGUCGUAUGCCUGGAUACUUUGGUGCAUAUAUCGUGUUCCUAAUCUUCUUGAUACUAUGUGGAGUAGCACAAAAUUUCGAAACUAUGGUAGUGUGUCGAUUUUUUGGAGGAGGAGCUUCUUCAGUGGCUAUCAAUAUUGUCGGUGGUACUAUUUCAGACGUCUGGAAAGGUCCCCAACAACGAAGCUUGCCACUGUCCUUAUUUGGAACGACGAGUGUCAUCGGAAUUGCGCUCGGUCCCUUUGUUGGCGGUGCUAUCACUUCCACAUAUCUCUCUUUUCGAUGGAUGUACUGGGUUCUGCUCAUUAUUACCGGCGGACUUCUUCCUGUUUUCUGGUUCCUCUUGGUGGAAACUCGAGGGGAUAUAAUUCUAGCCAGAGAAGCUAAGAAAUGGCGCAAAAACAAUCCAGACGAAGAGCCACGUUAUGCGGAAGCUGAGAUUGAUAUGCCAUCCUCCGUCACUCAAACCUUCUCCACAAAUUACAACUAUAACACCUUUCAGACCUCCCUCAUUCAACUCUCUCUUAGCGUUGGUGCCAUUAUCGCCACUUUCGUAAAUCCGAUUCAAGACCACCUAUAUCUGCAAUCCGCAAAACGUUCCAAGACAGGAACACCCAUCCCAGAAGCCCGUCUCUAUUCCUCCAUUCCCGGUUCUCUUUUAUUUACAGCAGGUCUCUUCUGGUACGGUUGGUCCUCCUAUCCUUCUCUUCCCUGGAUUGUCCCCACGCUCGGUAUUGGUUGUGUCGGCUUUGGAAUAUAUUCCAUCUACCUAGCUGUAGUAAAUUAUCUGACCGAUUCCUACGAAAAAUACAACGCAUCCGCGCUCUCGGCAGCGUCAUUGGGGAGAAAUACGUUCGGGGCUUUCUUACCACUAGCAAGUCCAGCCCUUUACACAAACUUAGGGUUCCAAUGGGGAAGCUCUUUACUAGGAUUCGUAGCAUUAGUGUUAAGUCUAGCUCCGGUGUUGUUGUUGGUCAAGGGGGAGGAGAUUAGAAAGAGAAGUCCUUUUAUGAAGGAGGCAACUUUUGCGAGAGAGGCACCCCGAACCACAGAGGACGGUGUGUAA
This is a messenger RNA of Botrytis sinoallii, 1458 nucleotides long. RefSeq lists its product as uncharacterized. NCBI's taxonomy places the organism in Eukaryota, Fungi, Ascomycota, Leotiomycetes, Helotiales, Sclerotiniaceae. Gene Ontology annotation, biological process: transmembrane transport. The transcript is spliced from 4 exons. Bases 1 to 1458 code for a protein of 485 amino acids. The record is from RefSeq and is a predicted model, not a curated record. Gene Ontology annotation, molecular function: transmembrane transporter activity.